Molecule: messenger RNA, 387 nt
Organism: Paramecium sonneborni
Lineage: Eukaryota; Ciliophora; Oligohymenophorea; Peniculida; Parameciidae
Source: the annotation of a GenBank genome assembly
UUUUUAUUUUUCAUUUAAUCGAAAUUCUAUUCAGAUAUCCAACACUUACAGUCAACAGUAAAUUGUUUGUGAAUAUCAAAUGAGUUUACAGAAUUUUUAUUACUCUCUUAUAAUUUUUCAAGAUGAAAGCAGAAUGGAUAUUUAGAGCUUGAAAAAGAUUAUGUUUAAUAAAAAUUUGAUAUAAAUAAUUUUGAGAAGAGAAUUAAGAGUUGGAGGAUUUUUCUUUAUUGAAGUCAGCAAUAUUAUUUUAGGUAUAACAAUGUUUAAUAUUGUUGUUGGUAUUAUCAUUGAUAAUUUAAAAGUUCAGAAGAAGAAAGCAACAAAUUGAAUGAUAUAGAUAGAGUUGUUUGAUAAUUGCAUUAUUUGUGAUAACUUUAAGUGUUCUAG